Acyrthosiphon pisum (pea aphid) is the source of this 1767-nucleotide messenger RNA. RefSeq lists its product as uncharacterized. The transcript is spliced from 2 exons. Bases 628 to 1743 code for a protein of 371 amino acids. The record is from RefSeq and is a predicted model, not a curated record. Lineage: Eukaryota; Metazoa; Arthropoda; Insecta; Hemiptera; Aphididae.
AAAUUGGUACGGUUGUUUUGAACGUGGAAUAUUGGUACGGUCGUUAAAAACCAGGGUUUCUUAAACUAUGAAAAAAACAAUCUUAAAGCAUCUACACAUUAGAUAAGUACUGCAUGAAAUUGUAGGGAAGUAUUAAUCUAAUCUACAGCGACAAAUGACAAUAUCGAUAACGAUGAAUAAAGAUAUUGUAUAGGUUUCAUGCGACCUAGUGCAACUGCAACGUUCAACUUAUUGCCACGUGUCCACAAUUUUCAAUUUUUAUUUUUGUUAUAAUGGAAAGUUUUAAAACUGAAAAGGGAAAUGAAUUAAUGCCGUACAAGAAUUAUUCGUAUGUAAUUUUAAGAAAAAAUAAUAAUACUAUUAGGUGGAAAUAUUCACAAAAUACAACAUUAAAAUGUCCGGGAAAAAUUACAACGAAUUUAAUUAAACCCGUAAGUUUUAAAGUAAUAAUUUAUAUUAUUGUAUCUAUUGUAUUGUAAUGUAUUAUUAUUAAUUUUAUUUUAGUAUAUAAACUAUUCAAAUAUAGUGCCUCAUAAUCACACUUCAAAUAAUAAAAUUGAGGAAAUAAUUGUUAUUAAACAUAAUAUAAAAAAAAGAGCCUUAGACACACGAGAAACUCCAAGUCAGAUGGUUUCAUCCAUCAUGCACAAUAUUUCUGAAGAUACAGCGGUAACACUGGGAAAUUUGUCUUCCAUAAAACGUAACAUACGAAAUUACCGACAUAGAAAAUUUUCCGAUGAACCGUUAAAUGCAAAUUUUUGUCUUCCUGAAGAGUGGAAAACUACGAUGGGUGCUGAACCUAAGCCAUUUUUGAUUUUUGAUAAUAAACAAGCUGAUUCGCGAAUUUUGAUUUUUGCCUCUAAUUUCGCUUUAAAUAUUUUGUCUUGCGCGGAAACUUGGUUUAUGGAUGGAACUUUCAAAUGCUCAACUACUAUAUUCCAACAACUUUAUGUUAUACGAGGAAAGUAUAAAAAUCAAAUAUCUACUUGUGUGUAUGCAUUUUUGCCUAAUAAGUUAAAAAGUACGUAUAUCACUAUUUUACAACAAGUUGUUAUUAAUUGUCUUCAAACUUCAAACAAUCCAAAACCAAAAUAUAUCGUGAUGGAUUUCGAAAUAGGAGCUAUAAGUGCUACUAAACAUGUAUUUGGUGAUAGUGUGCAGGUUAAAGGAUGUUUUUUUCACUUAUGCCAGUCAAUGUGGCGAAAAAUACAACACCUAGGUCUAAGUUCUGUUUAUAAAAAUAACAAAAAUAUCAGAAUAAAUUGCAGUAUGAUUAAUGCUUUAGCUUUUUUACCUCUCAAUGAAGUAUCCAGUGGAAUGGCUUAUUUGUACACAAUAAUUCCCAUAGAACUAUUGUUAGUGGCUAAAUAUUUUGAUGACAUCUAUGUCAGUGGUACUAGCGGUACCCCAAUGUUUUCUCCAAUUUUGUGGAAUGUAUUCGAUGUCACAUUGAACGGUGGUGAUAGAACAAAUAACUAUUGCGAAGGGUGGAAUAAUUAUUUUAAUAAGCUUGUAGGAACAAGCAACCCAUCAUUUUGGUUAGUUCUACAAUGUAUUCAACAAGAUGAAUCUACGAUGCGAAUUGAAAGUAUACGGCAUGAACAACCUAAUAAUUUAACAUCUCGAAAAAAAAAUAAAAAAUAUGCUUCCCUUCAAUAUAAACUUCAUGAAACUAUUACCAGUUACGUAAAUAAAGAAAUUACAAUGGACAUUUUUUUAAAUAUCAUAGGGAAACUAUUGUGAAUUUAUAUUUAAUUUUGAACUAUU